This is a messenger RNA of Trichosurus vulpecula (common brushtail), 1195 nucleotides long. RefSeq names its product mohawk homeobox (gene MKX). Lineage: Eukaryota; Metazoa; Chordata; Mammalia; Diprotodontia; Phalangeridae. Gene Ontology annotation, biological process: muscle organ development; regulation of transcription by RNA polymerase II; cell development. The record is from RefSeq and is a predicted model, not a curated record. The coding region runs from base 1 to 1062 and encodes 353 amino acids. Gene Ontology annotation, molecular function: RNA polymerase II cis-regulatory region sequence-specific DNA binding; DNA-binding transcription factor activity, RNA polymerase II-specific. The transcript is spliced from 6 exons. Gene Ontology annotation, cellular component: nucleus.
AUGAACACCAUCGUCUUCAACAAGCUCAGUAGCCAAGUGCUUUUCGAGGACAGCGGCGCCAAGGACAGGGAGCGGGGUGGUCGACCCUACAACGGGGUCCUGGAUGGGACCCACCACCACCACCCGGAGGUGGUCAUCCCUGACAGCCCGUCAAUCAAAGAUAACCUCAGUCUCAGACACAGGAGGACAGGGGCUCGGCAGAACGGAGGGAAGGUGAGGCACAAGCGGCAAGCCCUCCAGGACAUGGCGAGGCCCCUCAAACAGUGGCUUUACAAGCAUCGGGACAAUCCAUACCCCACCAAGACUGAAAAAAUCCUCUUGGCCUUAGGCUCCCAGAUGACCUUGGUGCAGGUGUCAAAUUGGUUUGCUAACGCAAGACGUCGCCUUAAGAAUACCGUCCGGCAACCGGAUCUGAGCUGGGCUUUGCGAAUAAAACUCUACAACAAAUAUGUGCAAGGAAAUGCAGAAAGACUUAGUGUGAGCAGUGAUGAUUCAUGUUCUGAAGAUGGAGAAAAUCCCCCAAGAAACCACGUGAACGAAUCAGGGUAUAAUAACCCAGUUCACCAUGCAGUCAUUAAAACAGAGAGCUCUGUGAUCAAAACUGGAGUGAGACCAGAGCCCGGCCCCAACGAGGACUACGUGUCACCCCCCAAAUACAAGAGCAGCUUGUUGAACCGGUACCUUAAUGACUCUUUGCGACACGUCAUGGCCACAAAUGCAGCAAUGAUGGGGAAAACGAGACAGAGAAACCAUUCGGGGUCAUUUAGUUCCAAUGAAUUUGAGGAAGAGCUCGUGUCUCCAUCAUCAUCAGAAACUGAAGGCAACUUUGUCUAUCGAACAGACACUCUGGAAAAUGGAUCCAAUAAGUGUGACAGCGCAGCUAACAGAAAGGGGGCAAGCAAAGAUGAAACCUACUGGAAGGAGAUCAAUGCAGCUAUGGCCUUAACUAAUCUUGCACAGGGAAAAGACAAACUGCAGGGUACCACCAGCUGCAUCAUUCAGAAAUCAUCACAUAUAUCAGAGGUCAAGACUGUUAAAGUGCCACUAGCCCAACAAUUUUAAGCGCUUGCUAACUGUGGGAUCCAAUGGACAUUCCUCACGCCAUUUUUAUUUCUGUAAAGUCAGAACCCGAGACCUGGAGCAAGCAUCGAAAACCGUUCCCUUCCCGACAUGGUCAGUAAAGCAGUUACUCCCU